UUGUACGUCAGUUUUACUCACUACAUAUACUAGCAUAUUAGUUGACAGUUUUUAAAACGAUUUAAUACCAGGUACGUUUAAUACCAAGACUGCAUGGUGCUUGGAGCAAAUGAGUUCACUAGUGCUUCAUCACUGGUGGUCAUCACUGCUGGUCAUCGUUGGUGGUCAUCACCUGUGGUCAUCACUGGUGGUUAUCAUUUGUGGUCAUCACUGCUGGUCAUCGUUGGUGGUCAUCACUGGUGGUCAUCGCUGGUGGUCAUCCAAAUGUCACGCCUAUUCGCAGGCUUACUCCUUCCCUGAUAGACGCGGGCUUACUGCGCGGAGGUUUCAAAAAUAAAUGUUUAUUGUUUACCACGUUUUGUUUACGUUCUCGAAAUAAAUGUUUUUAUUCAGUUUUGACGAUGUUUGUUUUAAAUGAAGCUUGAGGUUUACAGGGAGAUUGUCUCCAUAAUUCAUUCUUGCUGGACUAGAGAAUGUUUUAAAACAAUUUCAGCCAAAUUCUCAGGAGUCACAAAUGAUGCUUUGAUCAGUAUUUAUUCCCAAGAAUUUCAGAAAAAGAUAAAGAAAAAUCAUCACAAACACCACCAACCAGAUGUAGUUGAAUCAUACUAUAAAAGAUAUUUGGAGUUGAUACACAACAAUAAAAAUGAUUCCAUUCUUCUUUCAAUGGCCCAAGAGAUCGAUCUUUCACCCUGCAUACUGGCUCGAAUUAUCUUAGAGGAAUAUUUAUAUCGUAAAUAUUGUAAAGAGAGCCAUGUCCCAAAAGAUGUUAUUAGUCACAUGAUCAAAGACCCAUCUCUGAUACCUUGUGAAGAACUUUCCCAUGAAAUACAGCAGUGUGUUUUAAAGGAUGAAAAUUGUGGCCCUUUGGUUGACAAUAUCAAGCAUUCUAUUGGUAUCAAGUAUGAAAAUUUAUUAGAAGAAAAAUUAGCAGAAUGGAAAAUACCAUUCCUUGGAGAAAAAGACAUGAGAUGUCAGGGAUAUGAUAAAACUCCUGAUUUUAAAUUACAAGUUCCUAUUGCUGUAGAUGGUCAUGUGGUGAAUUGGAUUGAAUCCAAAGCAUCCUUUGGUGAUGAGUCCAGUCACAAGACAUACCUCAAAGAUCAGUUUUGGAGCUACUGGAAUAGGUUUGGUCCUGGUAUGGUUAUUUAUUGGUUUGGAUUUAUUGAUGAACUUGAUUGUAAUCGGGAUAAAGGAAUUAUACUUUGCAAUAGUUUUCCUUGCAACUUGGUAACAUUGACCAGCCUUGUUUGGAAGGAUGACUGCAAAAAGACCUGAACAACAUGGUUCUGUGUACUUGUGGAGUAUAUACAUACUGCAUAGCUCCUUCCGAUUGGGAGUUUUCGAGUCAAGCAGCCUCAGAAUAUGAUAUUGUUGGCUACCUCGUGACUACUGGCCCUCGCUU
Molecule: messenger RNA, 1405 nt
Organism: Dendronephthya gigantea
Lineage: Eukaryota; Metazoa; Cnidaria; Anthozoa; Malacalcyonacea; Nephtheidae
Exons: 12
Coding region: 415-1278 (287 amino acids)
Source: RefSeq, a predicted model, not a curated record